CAAGAGAACAGAAUGGGAUUCAGACUUUAAGAACAAAAAGCUGCUGUCGGAGAAGCUGAAACCUGGAAGACAGUUUAUUACAGGACAAUGCUUCAAUAUUUCACCAGAAUAUAUAUAUAUAUAUAUAUAUAUAUAGUAAUAAAAAUAAUAAAAUCAAUGUAGGCUAGGAGGUCGUUGGGCCAGAAGUAACAAGAUAUUUCAGCUGUUUUUCACAGGAAGAUGACGCUUGACGGCUUCUGUUUGAGAUGGAAGAUGGAGUCUGGGAGCAGCAGACAGAGAAACAGCUUCAGCUCCUAACUAAUGGAGGAUGAUAUGAAAAAGAGUUUUUAACAGAAGAGGAAACAGUUUUUAACAGUUUGACCAGUGUGGACGCAGCAGCUGGUGUUUUUAACAGACUCAUGUUUGUCUUAACAGAACAGCUGAGUUUCUAACACACUCAAAGCUGACUUAAUUACCAAAGGAUGAUUUUUCAAAGCAGCGUCAGAAGAUGAUGACGCUUUAAUGAAGACGUAGGUGCUGUUUGAGCGUGUCUUGUCCCAGAAGAUGAAGUUCAGCAGCCGCCUGUGCACCCUGAACGUGGGUGGCCGCCGCUUUAGCUUCGCGGCCGAGCUGAUGCAGCGCCUGCCUCUCAGCAGACUCAGCCGGCUGCAGCGCUGCGGGUCGGAGAGCGAGCUGCUGGAGCUCUGCGACGACUACGACCGCGACAGCAACGAGUUUUUCUUCGACCGCCACGCGGAGGCCUUCAGCUUCAUCAUGCUGUAUGUGCAGCACGGGACGCUGCGCCUGCUGCCGCACAUGUGCGAGCUGUCCUUCUACAACGAGAUGUUGUACUGGGGCCUGGACAGCGCCGACCUGCAGCUGUGCUGCCAGCGCCGCCUCGACAGCCGCAUGUCCGAGAGCUUCAACCACAUCUUCCCAGAGGAGGUGCUGCCCCGCCCCCGAGAGGAGCCGCGGGGCACUAAGGGGGCGUGGAGACGCUGGCUGGACACGGUACGGAGGACGUUCGAGGAACCAACAUCCUCGCUGCUGGCUCAGGUCCUCGCCUCGGUGUCCAUGCUGUUUGUGGUCAUCUCCAUGGUGAUGCUGUGUGCCAGCACCUUACCAGACUGGAAGAGUGCAGAGGCCCUGGACCAGCACAGGAUCAUUGAGGCAGUGUGUAUCGGUUGGUUCACGGCGGAGUGCAUCGUGCGUUUUCUGGUGUCUCGGGACAAAUGUGAGUUUGUCCGUCGUCCUCUGAACGUCAUCGACCUGCUGGCCAUCACGCCGUACUACGUCUCUGUUGCUGUGACGAUGCUGACGGGGGAGAACUCCACGCUGCAGCGGGCCGGCGUCACGCUGCGCGUCCUGCGCAUCAUGCGGAUCUUCUGGCUCAUCAAGCUGGCGCGUCACUUCGUGGGUCUGCAGACGCUCGGCCUGACGCUGCGGCGCUGCCACCGCCAAAUGGUGACGCUGCUCGUCUUUAUUGGCGUCGCCAUGGCAAUCUUCAGCGCGCUGGCCCAGCUGCUGGAGCACGGCCUAGACCCCGAGGCCGGGAACCAAGACUACGCCAGCAUCCCCGCCGCCUGCUGGUGGGUCAUCAUCUCCAUGACGACGGUGGGGUACGGGGACAUGUUCCCGGUGACGGUGGCGGGCCGCGUGCUGGGCGGCGUCUGCGUGGUGAGUGGCAUCGUUCUGCUGGCCCUGCCGAUCACCUUCAUCUACCACAGCUUCAUCCAGAUCUACAGCGAGCUCACCCUGCGCGCUGCACGCCGCCGCCGGACCGCUGCCGAGUUCACCGACUGACCGACGAGUUCACCGACUGACCGACGAGUUCACCGACUGACCGACGAGUUCACCGACUGACUGACGGCUGCCGAGUUCACCGACUGACCAACGAUUUCACCGACUGACCGACGGCUGCCGAGUUCACCAACUGACCGACGGCUGCUGAGUUCACCGACUGACCAACGAUUUCACCGACUGACCGACGGCUGCCGAGUUCACAAACUGACGACGGUGCCAAGUUCACCAACUGACCGACGGCUGCUGAGUCACCGACUGACCAACGAUUUCACCGACUGACCCACGGCUGCCAAGUUCACCGACUGACCAACGAUUUCACCGACUGACCCACGGCUGCCGAGUUCACCGACUGACCAACGAUUUCACCGACUGACCACGGCUGCCGAGUCACCGCUGACCUACGGAUGCCGAGUUCACCGACUGACCAACGAUUUCACCGACUGACCCACGGCUGCCGAGUUCACCGACUGACCCACGGCUGCCGAGUUCACCGACUGACCCACGGCUGCCGAGUUCACCGACUGACCAACGAGUUCACCGACUGACCCACGGCUGCCGAGUUCACCAACUGACCCACGGCUGCCGAGUUCACCGACUGACCAAAGAGUUCACCGACUGACCAACGAGGUCACCGAUGACCCACGGCUGCCGAGUUCACCGACUGACCAUGGCUGCCGAGUUCACCAACUGACCCACGGCUGCCGAGUUCACCGACUGACCAACGAUUUCACCGACUGACUAACGAUUUCACCGACUGACCGACGGCUGCCGAGUUCACCAACUGACCGACGAUUUCACCGACUGACCAACGAGUUCACCGACUGACCAACGAUUUCACCGACUGACUAACGAUUUCACCGACUGACCGACGGCUGCCGAGUUCACCGACUGACCAACGAUUUCACCGACUGACUAACGAUUUCACCGACUGACCGACGGCUGCCGAGUUCACCAACUGACUGACGAUUUCACCGACUGACCAACGAGUUCACCGACUGACCAACGAUUUCACCGACUGACUAACGAUUUCACCGACUGACCGACGGCUGCCGAGUUCACCGACUGACCAACGAUUUCACCGACUGACCAACGAGUUCACCGACUGACCCACGGCUGCGAGUUCACCAACUGACCACGGCUGCCGAGUUCACCGACUGACCAACGAGUUCACCGAAUGACACGGCUGCCGAGUUCACAACUGACCCACGGCUGCCGAGUUCACCGACUGACCAACGAUUCACCGACUGACCGACGGCUGCCGAGUUCACCGACUGACCGACGGCUGCCGAGUUCACCGAUGACCCACGGCUGCCGAGUUCACCAACUGACCCACGGCUGCCGAGUUCACCGACUGACCAACGAUUCACCGACUGACUAACGAUUUCACCGACUGACCGACGGCGCCGAGUUCACCAACUGA
This is a messenger RNA of Etheostoma spectabile (orangethroat darter), 3202 nucleotides long. Its product is annotated as potassium voltage-gated channel subfamily G member 3. Gene Ontology annotation, cellular component: voltage-gated potassium channel complex; membrane. Gene Ontology annotation, molecular function: delayed rectifier potassium channel activity. Bases 544 to 1782 code for a protein of 412 amino acids. Gene Ontology annotation, biological process: protein homooligomerization; potassium ion transmembrane transport; action potential. Lineage: Eukaryota; Metazoa; Chordata; Actinopteri; Perciformes; Percidae. The transcript is spliced from 2 exons. The record is from RefSeq and is a predicted model, not a curated record.